CACACAACCAAAAUGUCUGUCAACUUCCAUGUCCCUGACUGUGAAGAGGAUAGCUGUGCUGAAAAUUUGCACUCUCUUGUUGAGAAGUUGAGAAAAAAACACGUGACAGUGGUUGAAAAUAAAUUAUCUGGAUGUUUCAAGGAGAUAUUUGUAGAACAAUUUGAGACAUGUUCAUUUACUAUACUGCACAAGUGUGAACAAUUUUGGAUUAAGUUAAAAUUGAAUGGACUGGAUGUGUAUAGCAAAGAGCAUGCUGACAAAAUAAUGUGUGUCAAAUUAAAGAACUCUUCAUCUCUAUACGCCACACCAAUGAAUGGUGAAGAAACAGCGGACUGUUUCUUUCAACAUUUUAAUGUCAAGUCAGUUAUAAAUGAAAAGAACCUGCAAAUCUUUGUGGAAACUGUAUUAUCCAGCAUCCCAGAUGUUGGCAGACAAGAGGAAGUAAAAAAGAAAAAACCUAUUCUACCUCAAAGACAUAAACCAGUUUCUAGAGAAGUGUCUCAGGCAGAUGUGCGGCAUGUGAACCUGUAUGAUAACGCGCCAGUUGAAGAAAAAGUUAUUUUAGAAAAGCUUGAAUCUUUGAGAUGUUGCGAGGAUAAGAAAAGUAAUGAAAGUGACCACCGGCUGAUGCCAUAUCCUGAGGUUCAGGGAAAGAACAAAGAAAGCAAUGUGUAUGCCAGAGUAAUAAAUAAAGCAGAACAUGCUCAGUUUAUUAUCAGUUAUUCCUCUAUAAGAAGUUUUGCUGAGCUGAAAGAUAAGAUAAAAGAGCUUCGCAAAUGUCCAGAAAAAUUUCCAGCAAAUAUAAAUUUUUUAAUACACAAGGUUUUACCAGAGCUUUACCACAGUAACUCUAUACUUGGCUUAGUUCACAUAGCUGUGUGCUGUGACUAUCCACUUCUUCAAAGGCGCUCCUUUGAUCACAUAGAGCUGCUCAUUCUAAAGGGACAGAUAAAGAAUAGCCAUGUGGAUCUGGAUACCUUGCAAUAUAUGCAAACAAUGCUUGCAAAAUCAAUUCAUGACUUAAGUUUAACAAAAAGGGCAGAUAUUCACACAGAAUCAGCUAUUACAAGAUCAUGCAAUAUAAUAAUAAUGCUUCAAAUUGAAAUAAUGAUGAACUUUAAUGAAACAGAUGAUGUCAAUGAAAGUGAAGAAUUUUUGAGUGACAUGAGGUCAACACUGAAGACUUGCAAGAGUCUAAAAAAUACAGAAAAGUAUAUUACUACACUGCAAAAAGUUUUGGAAUCCCCUUUAGAAAGCAUUCAUCAUGAAGUACAUAACUAUUUUAGUGAAAAUGGCACUCAGGACUUGAGCAACAGAGCUAACUAUAUCUUAGGAAAGAGUUUAGCUUUUCAGUUUGCUGCCAUUCUAGAUUGUUUGAAGAAGCUGUUCCUAAAGAUUGAUGUUGCUGUACUGGAUUUGUUGCUGGAGUGCUUUAGACCAAAAAAAUGGCUGCUAAAAAAGACUUUUGCCCCAGCUGUUAGUUCAAUGCUGCUCAGGGGGCUCACACAUUUUCUCUUUUAUGGCUUGAGAGAGAUUCCACACAUCAACAUUCAUAACCCAUGCCACAAAGUGAUGGCUGUUAUAGAUAAUCUUUCAAAGCAAAAUUUACCUUCAGAGAUAUCCAUUUUAAACUCUUUGAUGUUUGAAACCACUCCAGUGAUUCGGCAAUGUACUAUUGAUUUCUUUGAUAAAAACAAAUGCUACGACUCUUGGUUAAAUGUUUAUUUGUUAAGGGAAGUGGAGCAUAAACUUGCCCCUCUUUUGGAGGUUGACCAGGAGGCAAAAACUGCACUGAAAGAUGACAAUUUGAAUGAAGAAUGGCUUUCACUUACUGGAAACUUCUGCAACUUGCCUGCUGUGAUUUGCAUUCAUCGGCCAUCAAAAGAAUCUCAUAAAUCUGGCCACAUUAUAAAUUUUAAUGAUAAAACUAGAAGCAGCCAUAGAACCCACUUCAAUCAGAUAGAAUUGCUACAACAUUUAGACCAUUGCAAUAUUGUCAAACUGCUUUCUUUUCAUAUUGAAAGUAUACCUCAGUUUUAUAUUUUAGAAACAAGAAGUAGUUUGCAGGACUAUCUCAUAAAUAAAAAUAUAAAUCAGCAAUACUGUACCUAUGUACAGCUUGUAGAGUUUUUGAGGCAAGCUGCAUCUGCAUUGUUUUACUGUCACAACAUGGAUGUCAUACAUGCUAACAUUACAGCUGCCAGUUUCCUUAUCUCUAGUACUGGUGACACUGUCAAACUCUCUGGAUUUUUAUUUGCUGUUACCAAUGAUAAUGAUACACUAAGUUCAGAAGACAGCAGAUUACUACCUUCACGAUGGUGUGCCCCAGAAACUUUAAGAAGAUUGAAAGUCUCGGAGAUGUCGGACAGCUGGAUGUUUGGUCACCUAAUGUACGAGAUCCUAACCCAUGGUGUCUUGCCAUACUCUCAUGUUCAACUUGAUGAUGAAACAUGCGUUAAGAAGAUAUGUAACAAAAAAAUAAAAUUAUACAGGGAAUCAUGUAUUAACCCAUGUCACUAUGAAGUUAUUGAAAAGUGCAUUUCACAUGACCCACAUAUGAGGCCAACUAUGCAGGAUGUACAUGCAUUUUUUGAAUGGAAAAAUAUAAAAGCCAGUCAUCAAGCAACAUACCCAAACUAUCACAGUGGGAACCGUGCUCCUUCUAGAGACUUUAAAUUGGGAGUAAUUUACCUUGAAGAUUAUAUAGAUAUAAUUCAACCAAAAAUUUUACAGCGAAAAUUAUCUGAAACGUUGAGUCUCAACAAAGUGGGAGAGGUUGCAGUUGUUACUGAGGUUACUGAUAGGCUUUUCCCUGAAGAAAUUAUGACAAAACUCAACCUAGGUAUAUUGGACUUUAUACUGCCCAGGAUAUAUGCUACAGUCACACAAGAUAAAAAGCAGUGCAUUGAAAUCUUUUUGCCACCAUCCUGUCAUGAAAGCCUAAUGCAACUUUUGCUCUCUCCUGACUUUGAUUCAAGUGAAGAGAAUUGCAUCCGUCUUAUGUUAAAUGUUGCAGAGAUGCUGCAGAAAUUUCAUGAAUUGUCUUUUGUAUUGGGCGAUAUGUGCGCAUCAUAUUUGUUUGUAAGAAAGCAGAAAGGGAAGCUCACGCUCCAUCCUAUCUCUUUAUCAAAACUGAACACUAUAGAUGAAAGUAGUUCUAAGCUGAACAAAGUGCAUUUUGAUGAGUUGGUCUUAAGACGUACUGCACCUGAGGUGAUGAGAGACAAUAUGGCAACAGUUACCCCUCAAUCUGAUGUGUUCUCUUUUGGCUGCUUAAUGUGGGAGAUUCUGGAGCUUUCAUGUUGUCUCAAAGAAUCUGGAUCUCUUAGAAGUGAGAGGACCUAUGUCUCCAUGAGUGAAAUACUGUCAAAUGAAAUUAACAUAAAUGAUGUGAAACAGCUAAGAUGUGAUCAUAAACCAAUAUUUAGCCUGAUACAAAGAUGUUUGCAUGAUCAACCUAAAGAGAGACCCAAUUUUAAAGAAAUUAUCAGAGUGUUAUCUGAAAAGCUCAACCCAGAUCACACUGAUCUUAAAGUUCUUGUAGGUGAACAGAGUUCCGGAACAUCAGCAGUGGAACAUGAAACAAUGGUAAAACAAGUACCAGGAACAAGUUCUGAGCAGAACGACCAAACUAAGAAUAAAAAGAAAAAAGUGAAAAUCCCUUUCCUUAGCAAACGUUUAAGCAAGUCCUCUGUUGCAGUAAAACCCAAUGACUAUGAGAUAGAUAAUAAAGAGGAUGAAACACAACCCAAGCAAAUCUAUGUCAGUAACCACAAUACAGACGUUACAGAAAGUAAAAAAGAUUUCAUUUAUCGGCCAAAAGAAAUUCAAAGCAGGCGCCUAAAUUUAAACCUAUAUCAUGGAGCAAUUCAGACAAGACCACUGCCUAAAGUACCAGAAUCUAAUAAACUUCAACAUGAAUCAAAGCAAUUCAAUAGCAAUAAACCAUCAGUGUUAAUAGGAAGCAAAAAUAUUUUUCAAAAUAAGGAUGACCAGAAAAAAUCAGAAGUUGACGUCUCCGUUGUGAGAGUCUCUUUUUCUAUGGACUCCUCAGAUGAUGAAACACGCAGUGAAGAUGAUGAGCUAUGCUGUCAAGGCCCAUCACAUCAUCAAAAAAGCAGUGUAUACUUACCCAAUAUUCCACUAUCCGAUAAAGUUUACCAUGCAAAACCUAUAAACUUUCAAGCUAACUAUGUUCUUGCUGAUUUUAUCAGCCCAGUUGACGACCCACCAAAUCCUCUUCCCCAUAUGGCAAACACAACUCGACUUGGUUAUAACAAUCUAACACAGCAAACUUUGGCUAGCAAUAAUGUCUCAAGAUACAUCUAUAAAACAGUUGAAAAACUAGACCCAGAGAUGGCUCCUGAUUUUGAACAAUUUUAUCAGGUACGCAGCUCAAGUGAGACAUUGAAAACUAGUGAUUUGUUGUUAGACUAUGGUUGUGCCUGGAGACCACUCCCCGCAGAUUACCCCUACUUAACAUCAAGUUAUAGUUACAACCCCUUUGACAAGACAAGGUUAUUUCCAUCAUGUGAUUAUAUUCAGCCUUUAUCACCAAUGGAUGCUGAAGAAGAUGAUUUUAUACCAGUAAUCAUGCACCAAAAAUAUGUUGGAAGAGAAAAGUCUACUUAUCCAAUUGCAGUUGAAGAAAGUUCCACACGCCAGAUACAAAGUGGAGAAAAUUCUGCAUGCCAGAUAGGUAUUGGAGAAAAUUCCACUUGUCCAAUAGGAAUUGGAGAAAAUUCUGCAUGCCAGAAAGGUAUUGGAGAAAAUUCCACUUGUCCAAUAGGAAUUGAAGAAAAUUCUGCAUGCCAGAUAAGUGUUGAAGAAAAUUCCACUUGUCCAAUAGGAAUUGGAGAAAAUUUCACAUGCCAGAUAAGUGUUGAAGAAAAUUCCACUUGUCCAAUAGGAAUUGGAGAAAAUUUCACAUGCCAGAUAAGUGUUGGAGAAAAUUCCAAAUGCCAGAUAGGUGUUAAAGAUAAUUCUGUAUGCCAGGUAGGUCCAUAUGAUGAUGAUCAAUCUAUACACCAACAUUGUAAACCUAAAGAUAUGAUGGUUGUAGACUGCAAGGAUGAAAGAAAUGAUUUAAGAAGAGACAAUGAGUUGAAAAAAAUGCAGUUGUAUGAAUGUGAAUUCUCAUUUUAAUUAAAAACUUCAAGGGUAAAACAACUGACAGCAGGAAUCAAAAUAUUCUUCCUAGUUCAACAGUGGUUUAAAAAAAAUUACCUCUUUAUUCUCCCCCCCCCCUCUACAUACCUAUAUACUUUUAUUACUAUCCUUAUAAUUUUUGUUAAUUGUAUAGACCUGUAUAACUUGACUAUAUUAAGGAAUUCUUAAUUUACAAUUGCUAAUCUAUUAGGUACAAGAAGUAUUAAUUUACUAAGAUAGUUGUGAUGUGUAUCUUUAAUUUUUUUUUUUUACUUUUAUUUUUUUUUGUAAGUAGUAAAUGUAAAUUUCAUUUGUUUCUUUUAAACCUAAGCCAUUAACUAAACUCAUUUUCAUUUUAUUAGGCCCAAACUUAUGUUAUUUCAUUUAGUUAACUUAAAAUUAAUACAUUAUAACUGCAUGUAAUUACUCUUAUUUUCUUUUAACCAUUUCAAUUUGCAGCCAGUUGUUUAAUUAUUAUUUUCAGUGUGUAUGACUUAGUAUUUAUAAAUAAACUCUGUGGUUCUAGUUGUCCCAAGAUUAAUAUUUUACAAAGAUUCCUUAUAACAUGGGAUGCUAGUAAAUCUGAUGGGAAGAACUAAAGGAGAUUUGGUUUCCCUGACACAUGAUGAAGUGAAUAUCUCAACUCAAGUUGGAUUCAGAUUAGAGCACAGUGAAUUCAGCUUUAAUCCAAACCUUUAUUUUGACCUGUAGAUGUAUCAAAACCAUAGUCUAAUGUCCUCACUCUACUUUACAACCAUAUCAUUCAAGAUUUCAGUUUAGAUUCAUUAAAAUAUCUUGUCUCUGUUUAUGUUGAUAUUUUGUUUUCUUUACAAACAAAUUAUUUGUUUUGUCAGUUUUUGUGGUUCAAUUUUGAAUUUUGUUUAAUUACUGUUUACUUAUUUAUUUUUCUGACUAACAAAGAAGCUGUGAAUAAUUUAAAAGCUGAAUAUGUUGUCAGAUUGUGGUUUAUUAACUUCAAAAAAUGUGUGAACUCCUAAUUGGUGUAUUGUAGUUUAUCUUGUGUUUAAACAUCAUGGAGUGUUUAAGUUUGUGUGUUAAAAUGGAAAUGUGUUCAAGUGUAUUGGUGUGUUUAGAGGUUGUUCCUUAAAAAUAUUAGAUAGCCUUUUGACUUCUGUGAUAUUUCUCUAUGUGAGUGGUUUAAUGUACUAAUUUUGACCCAGGAAUGUUUUGCCUUGCAAAAAUUAAUAAAUCUUUUGCAUAAAUGUAUAUUUGUUUAUCUAUGGGUGUAUUUUGUAGAUAGACAUUGAAGCUUAGUUCUCCCAUCAACAUAUAUUUAUAAAUUAUAAUCUAGUCUUCCAAAAAAAAAUAUUUCAGGCUAGAUCUACCUAUGUCUAUCAGAUGAAACUAUUCCAUGAAAGUGUUCAUUUUGAUAUGCAUUUGUAUAUUUAAAUGUAUUCAUGUUUUAAAAUUUUAUAAAAAUGUAAAAAGAACACAAGAAAGUGUGCAAAUAUUUUUUUUUAGUUUUAGAUACUCAAAUCUCAUAAUCAAUGUGACCAUUUUUUAAUCCUUCAAUACUGUCUUUAACUGAAUUUAUCAUUAAACUAUGCUGUUAUUACAAUAUUUAGGGCCCUAUAUAGGCCCGUUAAGCAGAUUCACAGGUGCCUUCAAAUUUCCUAGACUUAUGCCAGAUACACAUUUAACCUGCAUGGACUCAGUGAUACCUAGAGAUCCACUCAGAACCACUUUUUUUAAAGCACUUAAUCUCUACCAGUUAACCACAUUUCCUAUGUUUAUUACAGCUUAGUUUUAAGUAAGAAAAAUAUUAGUCAAAUUUGUUUUAUUCAUUGUUUUCAAUUAUAC
Molecule: messenger RNA, 6969 nt
Organism: Physella acuta
Lineage: Eukaryota; Metazoa; Mollusca; Gastropoda; Physidae
Biological process (GO): protein phosphorylation
Molecular function (GO): ATP binding; protein kinase activity
Source: RefSeq, a predicted model, not a curated record